AUGAAGUAUUCCCGGGGCUCGCAACAUUAUAUAUCCACUCUUGACCAAGGUUUAUGUGAAGCUUAUGUCAAUGUUCAGUUAAUUGCAAUAACCACUGUCCAUGGAUGCGUACCUGUCGAGCAAGCGACCGCGAAUGUCGCGAGACUACAAAGGGCGAAUGGUGUAGAGGAGUUGAUCCCAGUAUACAAGGGAGCAGGGGAAGCGAUCAUACGCAAGCCUUUCUUUCGUCAUCCCUUUUUUGGUGCUGAUGGCAUCGGUGACUCCCCAGCCGCUUUUCCUGAGGUUUUGCAAUCAGAUUUCUCAGCCUAUGAGUCUGAAAGUGCUGCAUUGGCUUUGAUACGUCUUACCAAAGAACACAAGGAUAUCACUAUUGUAGCUUUGGGACCAUUGACUAACAUAGCGCUUGCUUACAAGAUCGAUGCAAGCUUUGCGGAACGGAUUCAUAAGCUUGUAAUCUUAGGUGGAAAUUACUUUGGUGUCGGUAAUGUGGAUGAGCACUCAUCGGCAGAAUUCAACUUUAAUGGUGACCCUGAAGCAGCAAAAAUCGUCCUCGAAGAGAUGGCCACUGACAUUACUUUGGUACCAUGGGAAAAUGUCUAUUUGAAAGGAGCGGAGCAUGAGGCUGAGGUAGACUUCGAUGCCCAUUUGAGGGUGGACACUCCAUUAGCUUCGUUUCUAUCUACAGCUACUCGUAUAGGUCGUGAAGUAAUGAGCAAGUAUGGUCGUCAGUACGGUUACUGUGAUGAAGUGGCAGUCUCAGCAGCGAUUAAUGAAGAACUUGUUGUGAAAAAAGCAAUGGAUCUCCGCGUUAGCGUCGAACUUCAAGGACUGAUGACGAGAGGGCAGGUAGUCGUGGAUUGGACUGGAAUUCUUAUUGGCCUCAAUGGCGCUGUUACCCAAGCCCGAAUUGUGAAGGACAGUGACAAAACUCGACGAAACAUCCACGUUGUGGUCGACAUCGAUGUGAAGGUUGUUGACAAAUGGAUGCAUAACACUGUCCGGAAAGAAAAAGGGCCGUGGUGA
Messenger RNA from Cylicostephanus goldi, 1023 nucleotides. The record is from the annotation of a GenBank genome assembly. NCBI's taxonomy places the organism in Eukaryota, Metazoa, Nematoda, Chromadorea, Rhabditida, Strongylidae.